Molecule: messenger RNA, 1431 nt
Organism: Pristis pectinata (smalltooth sawfish)
Lineage: Eukaryota; Metazoa; Chordata; Chondrichthyes; Rhinopristiformes; Pristidae
Product: histone deacetylase 4-like
Exons: 14
Coding region: 1-1431 (476 amino acids)
Biological process (GO): chromatin organization
Cellular component (GO): histone deacetylase complex
Molecular function (GO): histone deacetylase activity
Source: RefSeq, a predicted model, not a curated record
AUGAUGGGAAGGAAGCUGGCAAGUGUGCUUACAGUGGAGGUGGGGGACAAAGAAUUACUGGAAGUUGUUGUGAUGAUCCUGCUCAAUUUAACACCAGGAGCUGCAGAAAUUGCAGGUAUAGUCUAUGAGACCAUCAUGCUUAAACACCAAUGUAUCUGUGGUAACCACAGCAACCACCCCGAGCAUGCUGGGAGGAUACAGAGCAUCUGGUUAAGGCUGCAGGAGAAAGGAUUGGUCAGCGCUUGUGAGCGAAUCCAAGGUCGAAAAGCCACUUUGGAGGAAUUACAGAUGGUGCACUCCGAAUACCAUUCGCUACUCUUUGGCACUAACCCCCUUAACAGGCAAAAGUUGAACAUAAGGAAGCUGCUGGCUCACCUAGGAUCCGUCACACAAAAUUUUUUCACUGCUCUCCCUUGUGGAGGUCUUGGGGUGGACAGUGACACCAUUUGGAAUGAGAUGUACUCGUCCAGUGCAGCAUGCAUGGCCGUUGGCUGUGUCAUUGAGCUGGCUUCCAAAGUGGCCUCUGGAGAGCUAAAGAAUGGAUUUGCUGUUGUCAGACCCCCUGGCCAUCAUGCCGAAGAGUCCAUUGCCAUGGGGUUCUGCUUCUUUAAUUCUGUGGCAAUUACUGCCAAGUACUUGAAACGCAAGCUAAAUAUAGGCAAGAUAUUAAUCGUGGACUGGGAUGUUCACCAUGGUAACGGUACACAGCAAGCCUUUUAUAAUGACCCCAAGGUGCUUUAUAUUUCCCUCCACCGUUAUGAUGAAGGAAACUUCUUCCCUGGUAGUGGAGCCCCAGACGAAGUUGGAAGUGGUCCUGGUGAAGGCUUCACUGUGAAUAUUGCAUGGACAGGUGGUCUUGAUCCUCCUAUGGGAGAUGUGGAAUACCUUACAGCAUUCAGGACUGUGGUCAUGCCAAUCGCCAGUGAGUUCAAUCCAGAUGUGGUUUUGGUAUCAGCUGGUUUUGAUGCAGUCGAAGGUCAUGCCUCUCCGUUGGGUGGAUACAAAGUCAAAGCCAAAUGUUUUCACUUCCUGACUAAGGAGCUAAUGACCUUGGCAAAAGGACGUGUGAUUUUGGCUCUGGAAGGUGGGCACAAUCUUACUGCCAUCUGCGAUGCUUCAGAGGCCUGUCUUUAUGCCCUGCUGGGAAAUGAGCUGGAUCCCCUUCCCCAAGACGUUCAGCUUCAGAAGCCAAACAGCAAUGCCGUAGCUUCUCUGGAAAAAACAAUUGAAAUUCAACGAAAAUAUUGGAAAUCAUUACGACAGUAUCCUUCAAAAGUCGACUUGUCUCUUAAUGAUAUCCAAAGCCUGGACAGAGAAGAGAUGGAAACUCUGACUGCCAUGGCAUCACUCUCAGUGGAGACCAAACAUAGACAUUCACAAGAAGAGAGCAGAACUCCUGAUGAACCAAUGGAUGAAGAGCCAGCUUUGUGA